UGCAUCCACUCAAGAACGACUGCGUCCAGAUAAGUUAUCUGGCGACAUCACCGACGAGAUGGCCACUGUCCCGCCCAAGUUCCAGCAGUCCUCCGUACCUGCGCAGGAACUACUUCCCUUCGACGAGCGCCAGCCGCCCACGAUUCGACUGUAUCCUCUCAGCAACUACACGUUUGGCGUGAAGGAGACGCAGCCAGAGGAGGAUCCGUCGGUUAAGGACCGCCUGCGACGCCUCGAGGAGCACUACGAGAAGCAUGGCAUGCGUCGGACAUGCGAGGGCAUCUUGGUCUGCCACGAGCACAACCAUCCGCACGUGCUGAUGCUGCAAAUUGCCAAUGCCUUCUUCAAGCUACCUGGGGACUACCUCCGCCACGAUGUCGACGAGAUCCAAGGCUUCAAAGACCGCCUGAACGAACGACUCGCACCCACGGGCUCCCUCGCCGAAUCGACAACCGCCGCAGACCGAGAUUGGAACAUCGCCGAUACCCUCGCGCAAUGGUAUAGGCCGAACUUCGAGACCUUCAUGUAUCCCUUCUUACCGCCUCAUGUGACGCGCCCCAAAGAAUGCAAGAAGCUGUAUCUCAUUCAACUGCCGGAAGGCAAAGUUCUGAGCGUACCCAAGAACAUGAAGUUGUUGGCAGUCCCACUCUUCGAACUGUAUGACAAUAGCCAGAGAUACGGUCCGCAGCUCAGUGCCAUCCCGCAUUACCUCAGCCGCUAUCGCUUCGAGUUUGUCGAUGAGCAAGGCGAAGUCGUGUCUUACACGCCGGGUGGCCCGAUCAACGAGAACGUGAGGACGAAAAUCUUGGCUGGAGGCCAGAACGGAGUUGCGGCCCAAGACGACGCCCCUAAGCAAGAUGAGGAGAUGGCGCAGGCAGCAUGAGGUUGGAGUAUAUUGAAAGAACCCGACAUGAUUUGAGCAAGAGUUGUCUGCACAGAAAUUGUACAGCUCAUGCGGCCAGCUCGUGCAUCUCAACCCGUCGCUUACAGCUCGCGGACGGGAUUCAAUCAGAGCGCACGCGCGUGGCACUCUUCCGCCAGCUUGCACACACCUGACUAGUGCACGCGAGGAAGUCAAGACUGGGGUUCAGAGCGAGACAUGCGAGGCAUGAACAGCUGCGACCCGUCCUGGUCCCGAUGAUCGGCAUUGUCAAACUGCUCCAGGCAGGACAAUAUGCCGCAUUCGAUCCAGUAUGGGCUUGGUAUUACCUCUGUCGUCCUAGGGUACCGAUCUCUUGCUAGCAGUGCCUUGUGUUACCAUGCCGAUCGACAUCGAGCGUGCGCGAGCAACAAAGAAAUCGAUUGACGGCAUUUCAUUGGCAUGUGCCGCUUCGACUCGAUGCACGUCGAUAACAUGCUGCAUUAGCUGCAUGCCAAGAAUCCUCAAAAAUUAUAGCAGACGGCUCGCGAAUCACUAAUCACCAUAUGGCGUCUGUUCUUCUUACAUACGUGCAAACGAAUUACGCCCAGACUAUGAGACUGGAAAUGCAAGAGCUAUACAGUGCUGGUGCUCAAUCGCCGUUCUGUACCUGUGCAACCAGCGACCGUUCAAGCUUGGCGUUUCCCGGUGUUGCUGAGAACACUGCUUCCGGCCACCUGCAGGUACUGCUAUUUCAUAACUCAGUGACCUAAUGGAAACAUGGAUCAUGCAGCAGCGGCUCUGUUCAUGGUAAAGCAGCUCGAAUAAAUCUGGACACGCAAGCCACUGCGAUAUACUGAUGUCGCCACUUCGGAAAUUUCAACCAACCUCCAACGCAGGAACGAAAAGUCGCUCGUAUUCUCGCUCUCUCGGAACGCGCCACGAGAAUUCUUGAAGCCACUGUGCGAUGCGUGCCUGCGACAUCUAGGGUCACGAACAAGCAUGACCGUGGCUUGCCAGGAACGAUACGCACGUGUUCAUGGAAUCCUUCUGGAACUUAUCCUUGACAUCGUUGCAGCUCGUGCCGCAAUCCCGUAUUCCAUAGCGUCGGUAGAGCGACGCACUCCGCAAUUCACAUCCUUCGCUGCUGGUCGGCUCGUCAGUGCCUUAUUCUUGUGCAGAUUUCAAGCGGAAGCAAGGUCUGUGCCGUACGACGUCCCUCAACAUACGCAGAUAUCCGUCAUAAGAGCGGAACAGCUCAGUCGCUUCGAGGUCGCCACCACCUUUUUGCAUCAUAUCAGGCUGCACGCC
Cercospora beticola is the source of this 2170-nucleotide messenger RNA. Its product is annotated as cleavage and polyadenylation specificity factor subunit 5. Lineage: Eukaryota; Fungi; Ascomycota; Dothideomycetes; Mycosphaerellales; Mycosphaerellaceae. Gene Ontology annotation, molecular function: mRNA 3'-UTR AU-rich region binding. Gene Ontology annotation, cellular component: mRNA cleavage factor complex. The record is from RefSeq and is a predicted model, not a curated record.